CACUGACCACAUGUAAACAAAUUAUGAUCAGCUGCGAACCGCAUGCCACAUCUGCACACCUCUGCGAUUAAAAAGGUCGGGAAAAUCCGCUCACCUCUUCGGUUGUCGACUCAAAUCGCAAAGGAUCGCCACGGCGGGACGUAAAAAGGAGCCGGAGUCGCUUUGAGUCUUUGUGUUGACAAGAUCGAUCGACCUGGUGAACGGGAAUAAACGUAAACCGUUUCUAAGAUACAUUGAGAACCGACUGCCGCCCUCCCCAUUUCAACAGGACCCGCACCCCCAACUGUGUCUUCUUUCCAAAACGGAUCUUCUUGAGUGAAAGAGAACGAGAUGCGAGUUCCAAGUGGACGUGGUUAUUGGAAGCCUGAGGGGGAAGAUGUCCAGCGACAGGCAGAGGUCUGACGACGAGAGUCCGAGCACAAGCAGUGGGAGCUCGGAUGCCGACCAGCGUGACAACCCGCAAGAAGAGAGGAAAGAGCCAUCCUCUCAGCAACAACCGAAAAAGAAAGACCCCAAGGUAUCCAGCAAAACCACAGCCAAACUCUCCACCAGUGCUAAAAGAAUUCAAAAGGAAUUAGCAGAAAUCACAUUGGAUCCGCCUCCAAACUGCAGUGCUGGUCCAAAAGGCGACAAUAUAUAUGAGUGGCGAUCUACCAUACUAGGUCCUCCUGGUUCAGUUUAUGAGGGAGGUGUUUUUUUUCUGGACAUCACUUUCUCAUCUGAUUAUCCAUUCAAACCACCAAAGGUAACUUUCCGGACCAGAAUCUAUCACUGCAAUAUUAACAGUCAGGGAGUAAUCUGUCUGGACAUCUUGAAAGACAACUGGAGCCCAGCUCUGACCAUUUCAAAGGUUCUACUUUCUAUUUGCUCACUCCUGACAGACUGUAAUCCAGCGGAUCCUUUAGUUGGGAGCAUAGCAACCCAAUAUUUGACCAACAGAGCAGAACAUGACAGGAUAGCCAGACAGUGGACCAAGAGAUAUGCUACAUAAAUUGCAUCACUUCCUGUGUUGUGAAAAGGAGCAGGAGGCAUUAUUUACAAUGUGCAACAAUUCUUUAUAGCCUUUACAAUACGGACUUCUGUGUAUAUGUUAUACUGAUUCUAAUCUCUGCUUUUAUCUUUGAAGAUUGGGAAAGGCCCUGUAAAAGGUAAAAGCUAUCGAAGUAGAUCUUUGUAGCAGUAGAUUAGUUAUGUUUAAAUGCCUACUUGCAAGUCUGCUUCUUUGGGAUAUCAAAAUGUAUUUUGUGAUGUAAUAAGGAAAAUGUUCCUCAAGUCAACCAAAUAUUAUGGUGCAUUUUAGCCUAAUCCAUUAUCUGUAUGAAAUCUAUGAUAGCUGUAGAUUAUUAGAAUUUUGGCAUUCGUAUUAAACCCAGUUCCAUUUCUGAUCAUGUGGUACAUGCUGUUGUGAAUCCGUUUUACCUUUUUGUCAAUUUGUAAUGAAGAGAUUUCAUUUAAACCUUUGUAGCUCUAAAUAAUGAGCAUAUGAUGUAUCAUCUCAAAACACAAUAAACUGUUUCCGAGGUUA
This is a messenger RNA of Rhincodon typus (whale shark), 1525 nucleotides long. It is a transcript of the gene ube2e3, whose product is annotated as ubiquitin-conjugating enzyme E2E 3 (UBC4/5 homolog, yeast). Gene Ontology annotation, molecular function: ubiquitin conjugating enzyme activity. Gene Ontology annotation, biological process: protein polyubiquitination. Bases 377 to 991 code for a protein of 204 amino acids. NCBI's taxonomy places the organism in Eukaryota, Metazoa, Chordata, Chondrichthyes, Orectolobiformes, Rhincodontidae. Gene Ontology annotation, cellular component: nucleus. The transcript is spliced from 6 exons. The record is from RefSeq and is a predicted model, not a curated record.